Messenger RNA from Procambarus clarkii (red swamp crayfish), 2094 nucleotides. Its product is annotated as V-type proton ATPase 21 kDa proteolipid subunit c''. Gene Ontology annotation, biological process: proton transmembrane transport. Gene Ontology annotation, molecular function: proton-transporting ATPase activity, rotational mechanism. Lineage: Eukaryota; Metazoa; Arthropoda; Malacostraca; Decapoda; Cambaridae. Gene Ontology annotation, cellular component: proton-transporting V-type ATPase, V0 domain; membrane. The record is from RefSeq and is a predicted model, not a curated record.
UUUAAUUGCAAAUAAAUGAAAAAAACAGCACAACAUUUACCAAAUAUUGGAGAAAUUGUGCCGAAAACCUGGUGGAAAUUGCGUCAGGUGAUCGAUCCUCAACUCUUGUCAAAGGCGGACGACAGAGCCUCCGAAGAUUACCACUUUCUUGCUGUUUUAAGGAGUACUGUAACUAUGGGGUACAUAAGAAGCUAUGUUGAAUAUGGUCUCUAUCUCUACCUCCUGGUCCUGGCUGCCAUUGGUAUCGGGUACACUAUCACUGGCCAGGGCGAGAGGAUCGACUUUGGCUGGUUCUUGUCUAAUGUGUCUCCCUACUUCUUUGGAGCCCUUGGGAUUGGGUUGACCGUCUCUCUCUCCGUGGUCGGGGCUGCUAUGGGCAUCCACACAACAGGCGUAAGUAUUGUUGGCGGUGGUGUUCGUGCCCCUCGUAUCAAGACCAAGAACCUUAUCUCGGUCAUCUUCUGUGAGGCUGUGGCUAUUUACGGACUAAUUAUUGCCAUCAUUCUUGCCGGAGUCCUGGAGGAAUACUCUGAUAGCAACGCUGCAUUCAACGAGAAGGUUUUGGAGCAAAACCUGCUGUCUGGUUACCUGAUGUUUGCUGCAGGAUUGACUGUGGGCUUUACUAAUCUCUUCUGUGGUGUUGCUGUUGGAAUUGUUGGUUCUGCCGCUGCUCUGGCUGAUGCUGCCGAUGCCUCUCUCUUCGUGCGUAUCCUGAUUAUCGAGAUCUUUGGCAGUGCUAUUGGUCUCUUUGGUCUUAUUGUGGGCAUCUUGCAGACAUCAAAGGCCAAGAUGGGCAACAAGGUUUAGUUAGGAUAGCUUCAAGAUUCGAACAUUCCAUAUUCUCGAUAAGUUCUUAAAAGCAAAGAGGAUUCAUUGGCUGAGGAUUCUUUUACUUUAAUUUAUUAUUGUCAACUUGUGCACAAAUUGAAAACCAUUUCCUUUUUUUUUCCAAUAUACUUUGUAACCACACAAUACAGUAUUCCUGUAAGGGCAAGUGUAUACGUGUUUAGACCGUCGACAUUAAAUAUACUGCAUAAAAGUUUUGUUUGAUAGCAUCCCAACGGGCAACACAUUCUUGAGCCACGUUAAAUGAAUGUACGAGCAACGUUAAAUGAAUGUAUGAUCAAUGUUAUAUAGUCGUUUGCUCAGAUUUGCCCAGGGGAAUGUAACCAGAAAUUCCAGCAUUCAUUAUGCAAUAUAUAUAUAAUAUAAAUCAGAUGAAAUUGUAAAUCUGGCUUUUAUUUUUUAGUCAAAUAGAGACAAUUUUUUAUUUUUUUUUUGUCAGAUCAUUGAUGCUCAUACUCAUGUCAUAUUUUAGAGUUUUUUUUCCAUUUUGUUUUGACAAGAGUUUGGAUAAAUUGUUCAUCAUACUGUAUGGUUUUUAGUUUUCCAGAAUUUUAAUGUACUGUAUCUUAUUUACAUAAUUUUUUUUCUAUGAUAUUAGCUUCAUUUAUUUUUCUAUGUGUGUCUUAUUUUAUAAAAGCAUAAUAGUGGCAGAUCCAGUUGAUUACUGUUGCCAGGAGGUAGAGUUAGGACUAGUUUGGAAUAUAACCCGCCAAACACACACCGAAACUACGACGUUGGUACAACGUUCGAACAAGUUUUAACACCUGCUAACCAGUUAUAACAACCAAUAUAACAAGUUGUAACAAUGUUUAAAUACGUCAUAAACACGUUAAGCCAAGACAUAACAACUCUAUUACAAGUUGUAACAAGCGGAAAAUAGAGACAGUUUCGGUUUGUGUUUCCAGGGAAGUUACACACACGUAAGUAGGUGACGACCUUCUGUUGUGUAAAUAACAGUGCGUGCUGCCCAUUGCUUGCCGCUGCCGAUGAAGAAAGUGCUACUGGACUGUUAAGAUUAUAUUUGUUCUCCCUAGGAAUAGAAAUUUGUACUUUUUUUUUUUUUCCCUAGUAGUAGUACAGUAGUAUAAAAUUCGGCAACAUAUUUUGCUGCAUCUGUGUGUACAGUUAACAGAUUCUAUGUGAAUGUUGUAAUAUUAAAAGAUUGUAUAUAAGAUUGUGGUAUGCUAGCUCUGUAUAUCUUUACUGAUGUGGGGGUAAACUUAUGUGAAUAAAAAGAGGAUUAUUAAA